AUGGGAGCGGGAACAACAUAUAUCUUUAGCAAAGGUGGUGGACAAAUCACUUACACGUGGCCUCCUAAUGAUCGGCCAAGCACUCGUGCGGACAGACUGGCAAUAGGGUUUAGUACUGUUCAAAAAGAAGCUGUGUUGGUACGAGUGGACAGUUCUACUGGGCUCGGAGAUUAUCUAGAGCUGCAUAUCCACCAGGGAAAAAUUGGAGUUAAAUUUAAUGUUGGAACUGACGACAUCUCUAUUGAAGAGAUCAACGCAAUCAUUAAUGAUGGAAAAUACCAUGUAGUACGUUUCACAAGAAGUGGUGGCAAUGCCACGUUACAGGUGGACAACUGGCCAGUUAUCGAACGUUACCCAGCAGGAAACAAUGAUAACGAGCGCCUGGCGAUUGCUAGACAGCGAAUUCCAUAUCGACUUGGUCGAGUAGUUGAUGAAUGGCUACUCGACAAAGGGCGUCAGCUCACAAUCUUCAAUAGCCAAGCAACCAUAAAAAUUGGAGGCAAGGAACGUGGCCAUCCUUUCCAAGGCCAGCUCUCUGGUCUUUACUACAAUGGCUUGAAAGUUCUGAAUAUGGCAGCAGAAAAUGAUGCCAACAUCGUGAUAGAAGGAAAUGUGAGACUUGUUGGUGAAGUGCCUUCCUCUAUGACAACUGAGUCCACAGCCACAGCGAUGCAGUCUGAGAUGUCCACGUCAGUCAUGGAAACAACCACCACUUUGGCCACAAGCACCGCUAGAAGAGGAAAGACCCCGACAAAAGAACCUAUUGGUCAGACUGUGGUGCCUGAAAUAAGCUGUGGCCCUUACCGACUUUAUCAGAGCAUCUACACAAUUUAUUUAGAUCGCCUCGCUGCCACUGGAGCAGUGACCUCAACGCAACCAUCCCUCGUCUCCUCCUGGCUGGGCUGGCUACACCGCAAUGCUGUCAGCACCUGCUCCUUGAUGUCCCACAGUCACGAGCCUCAGGCAGGCUCCGGGAGCAUCCAGAGGUGCACAGCAUCUCGCCAAAGCACGUUCUGGAGGUUUAGAUCAACCUCUUUCACCUAUUAG
Fulmarus glacialis (Northern fulmar) is the source of this 1047-nucleotide messenger RNA. RefSeq names its product neurexin-1-beta-like. Bases 1 to 1047 code for a protein of 348 amino acids. The transcript is spliced from 6 exons. The record is from RefSeq and is a predicted model, not a curated record. NCBI's taxonomy places the organism in Eukaryota, Metazoa, Chordata, Aves, Procellariiformes, Procellariidae.